AUGGCUCUUAUUUACAGUCAUAAACUAGCAAGUAUAGGGGACAAGGAAAACCUUUAUAAUUUAGAAGCAAAGCUAAAAGAAGAACGGAAACAUGCAAGUACUACAUCAUUAUAUUAUGCUGGUCUAUUCCUAUCAUUUACUGCUAAAUAUGAGAAAGCAGCAGACUAUAUAAACAAGUGUCUAAGAAAAGAUCCAAAUUAUACAGACGCAGUAGUACUAAAGUCAUGGAAUGACAUGUAUCUAGAUGUGAAAAUGCACAUGUCAAUUCAAGAUUGCUUAGAACUAGUUUUAAGUAAAAAUGACAAAAAUGUUGAAGCAUUAUUAGGCUUAGCAAAACUAAAGUACCUUAUGAAGGAACAUGAUUUAUCUAAUUUAAUGUUGGACAAGUUAAUUAUUUAUUAUCCCAGAGAAGUAGUGCCUUUAAUAGAGAAGCUAAAAAAUGAGUUUGCGAUGCAGAAAUGGGAGGCAGUAAACGAUACAAUAGAAAGAGUCUUAUCUUUAGAACCAACAAACAGUGAAGCGCUAAAAAUUAAAGUCUUUAUCUCUUUAUGUAAAAAUUCUGAUUACAUUGAAACUGUCGAUCAGUUAAAUACAUUUUUUAAUGUCCUGGAAAAUGAAGAAACUCACAAUGCGUACCAGUUUUAUGACACUGCACAGAUAUUUUCUAAAGCCUGCGGUAGAUCCAGUACAGUCAUGUCUCAAGUGUUCAGAUUCGCACAGUAUGCGUCACAAAUGUACUCAAAUAAUGUUGACUAUUUGAGUGAAGUUGGAUACCAAUGUAUUUUACAAGGAAAAUAUAAAGAUGCCCUUAGUUUCUUCAAAGCGGCAAGCAAAAUUGAUAGUAAUUCUAUAACUGCACUAUGUGGCUUAACACUAUGCGAGAUGUAUGAACAUGGAGCCAGUGAUCAAGUGUCACAACAAGUUGAAUUACUCUUUGAAAUGCAAGGGAAUAAUAAAUUUCCCAUACUAUAUCUUUUGUCGGCACAGUUAAACAGCAAAAGUCCGAAUGCUAUUUCAUUUCUUAGUCAAGCAAUUGAGUCUCAAUUAAAAAUUGCUAGUACAUACCCUUAUAGUUUAGUAUACCUCAAGCACCUUGAUCCAGAGUUCUUGCUUCAAGUUUUUAAAGAAUACAAAAGACACUUGCCUAAAAAGCCAUUUGUUAUAACGAGUUACAUCCUCUACUCUCAAGAAGAUAAAAAUUCAUCUACAGACACAUGUUUUAAUGUCUUGAAAGCGAUUUGCAGUGCAUGUCCAGGUUUGGUGCCAGCUUUGUUUGAAUUAGCAAAACUAAAAUUUCAGUUUGGACAGCCAUUAGAAGGUGAAAAGUUGGCUUUACAAAUUGGAGAUUUAGAUAAUACUCAUGCAGGUAGCCAAGUACUGCUUACACAAAUAUUUAUACAGCUGCAACAGUUUUCUAAAGCUGCGCAGUGUCUAGAAAUGUGUUUGAGUUAUAAUUUUAAAGUGAGAGACAGUGCCAUGUAUCAUUUCCUGAAUGGUGUUAUUUUGAAAAGUUUUAAUCAGCCACAAGAUGCUCUGUCCUCCUUUUCCACGAGUAUCCAAAUUUUAACUAGCAAAAACAACAGUGGGAACAAACAGAUAGAUGCGGAAUUCAAUAUUAUUGAUAGGGCAACAUUAUACUUCCUUACCAUUGAAGUACAAUCUAUUCUGGGACAUUUUGGAGAUGCAGGAAAAACUAUGCAAGAAGCUAUUCAAGAGUUCUCUUACACAUCAGAAGAGAAUCGCUUGUUAAUAGCUCGCGCUGAUAUAGCUCUAGGAAAAGGUGAUAUAGACAAUGCCUUAGAUACGUUGAAUGAAGUCAAACCAGGACAACCCUAUUACUUCCAAGCUCAUAGUAAAAUGGCUCAUAUAUACCUGAAGGAGAAAAAGGACCGUGCGAUGUUUACAAAUUGUUUUAAAGAAAUUGUUACGAACCAUCCAAUGGCUGAUGCUCAUACAAUGAUGGGAGAUGCAUUUAUGUCUAUACAUGAGCCAGUUCAAGCAGCUGAAUCUUAUGAUAUAGCGUUCAAAGGGAAUCCAACAAACAUUCAAUUAGUAAAGAAACUUGGCAACGCUUUGAUGAAGAUGCACGAAUAUGAUAAAGCUAUUCAGCAUUAUGAAAAUGCUAUCAACCUCUGCAAUGACGACGAUCUUCGAUUUGAAUAUUUAGAGCUUCUCAUAAAGUUGAAACAAUAUGAUAAAGUGGAUUCAGUUAUUUCAUCGGAGCUUAACCAGCCGUACAAUAAAGACAAAGAUACGCCUACAUUGACGAGACGUAUAAAACUGCUCCUCAUUCAAGCCAAGAGCCGAGAGUUAAAGAACCCAACAGCUACGAAUACCAAUCUCAUUUUGACGGAGGCAAAAGACCUUCAAGGUGCAGUUCUGAAAAGAGUUGAAAUAGACUCAAAGGGAGAUUUACAAGAGGAGAAAGAGAAGUUGUCUCACAUUCUCUGUUUGUUAGCUAAGGUUAAAUCUGUAAAGGAACCAAUGACAGCUGCAAAUUUGCUAUCUGAAGCGCUUAUAUACUCUCCUAGAAACCCAGACACAUUAUUGGCUUUGUCCAAAUUGUAUGCCCAAAUGAACAAUCCUGAGAAGUGUGAACAAACAUGCAGUGUUCUCCUAAAUGCUGACCCAAAUAAUGAAUCUGCUGCUGUGAUGAUGGCUGACUUAGCUUUUAGAAAGGUGGACUUCGAUACUGCCCAACGGCAUUUAAGUCAAAUAUUAUCAGUGAAGCCAAAAAGUUGCGAAGCACUCGCACAGUUAAUUGAAGUGCAGUGGCGCAGAGGGAAACUCUCUGAAGUGGAAACAAUGAUGGAGCAGGCUAGACAGGUGAUGGAGAAACGAGAGGAUCCUGAAUACUCGUAUUGUGAAGGGUUGUACUCGGCGUAUUUGGGAAAAGUGAAUAGUGCGUUACGCCAGCUGAAUGUAGCUAGACGGUCUGCGCGCUGCGCGAGCGGUGCGGCAAAGCGGAUGGUGCUGCUCUGUCUCUCUCAGCAUGCGCACUCGGACACACUGCGAGAAGAUGACACCCGGAUUUUGGCUCUUCGAACUGCGGAGAAAUUAUUAGCAGAAGUUAAUCCUUCAGAACGAAAAGGCUUGCAGGCACUGCUUCAGUUGGCUUCGAAGCAAAAGUCAAAUGCGGAGCGGGUGUUACAAGAGCUUUUACCUUCUAUAAGCGAGGAAGGAGCACAUGAGGACCCUUAUCUUAUCUUAGCAAUUGCCAAUGCAUAUAACAUUGUGAAGCAACCGACUCGCGCGAAGAACAUAUUGAAAAGAACAAUUUCUUCUAUCCCAUGGACUCCUGAAAAAGCUGAUGGUUUAGAAAAGUGCUGGCUAGAAGUUGCAGACAUCCAAAUCGGUUCAGGUCGGACAGAGGCCGCUAAGGAGCUCCUCGCUAAAGUCCUUAUACAUAACAAGUCUUGCACUGCAGCUUACCAAUAUCUGGGCUAUCUCACUGAAAAGGAUCAGAACUACAAAGGUGCUGCACAAAACUAUGAACAGGCCUGGAUUCAUUCUGCGAAAAGCGACCUAAGUAUCGGCUAUAAACUGGCGUAUGCGAAUCUUAAACUGAAAAAAUAUCCGGAAUGUAUCGUCGUUUGUCGCCACAUCCUGAAGGUACAUCCGGAAUAUCCGAAAAUCAAAAAGGAAAUAUUUGAAAAGGCGAAAACUAAUUUAAGGACAUAA
This is a messenger RNA of Leptosia nina, 3681 nucleotides long. The record is from the annotation of a GenBank genome assembly. NCBI's taxonomy places the organism in Eukaryota, Metazoa, Arthropoda, Insecta, Lepidoptera, Pieridae.